Molecule: messenger RNA, 4209 nt
Organism: Equus quagga
Lineage: Eukaryota; Metazoa; Chordata; Mammalia; Perissodactyla; Equidae
Gene: SLC38A10
Product: solute carrier family 38 member 10
Exons: 17
Coding region: 283-3543 (1086 amino acids)
Biological process (GO): amino acid transmembrane transport
Molecular function (GO): amino acid transmembrane transporter activity
Source: RefSeq, a predicted model, not a curated record
GCGGAAGUGUGCGCGCCCGGGCCGCAGCGAAGCCGGGCUGAGGUUCCCGUGGCUGGCAGCUGGAGGCUCUUCCAGGUCUGGGCGCGGGGACACCGAGGCCGCCGGGGGACGGAGCCAUGAGGCGGCCGCGGAGCCUGGCGGAGUCUCGAGGUUGACUGCCCGCGACGUCGUCUUCCCGCGACGCCGCCUCCUCCAGGCAGCCGCGCGCCCCCACCGGAGUCUCGCGCCCUACGGUCGUCCCGGCGCCUCGGACCCGGGCUCCCGGGCCCCAGACCUCGCGCUAUGACCGCGGCCGCCGCCUCCAACUGGGGGCUGAUCACGAACAUAGUGAACAGCAUAGUAGGGGUCAGUGUCCUCACCAUGCCCUUCUGCUUCAAACAGUGUGGCAUCAUCCUGGGGGCCCUGCUCUUGGUUUUCUGUUCUUGGAUGACGCACCAGUCCUGCAUGUUCUUGGUGAAAUCCGCCAGCCUGAGCAAGCGGAGAACCUACGCUGGCCUGGCAUUGCACGCCUACGGAAAAGCAGGGAAGAUGCUGGUGGAGACCAGCAUGAUCGGGCUGAUGCUGGGAACCUGUGCUGCCUUCUACGUUGUGAUUGGUGACUUGGGGUCCAACUUCUUUGCUCGGCUGUUUGGGUUUCAGGUGACCGGCACCUUCCGUGUGCUCCUGCUCUUUGUGGUGUCCUUGUGCAUCGUGCUUCCACUCAGCCUGCAGAGGAACAUGAUGGCCUCCAUCCAGUCCUUCAGCGCCAUGGCCCUCAUCUUCUACACUGUUUUCAUGUUUGUGAUUCUGCUCUCCUCUCUCAAGCACGGCCUCUUCGGGGGGCAGUGGCUGCAGCGGGUCAGCUACGUGCGCUGGGAUGGCAUCUUCCGCUGCAUCCCCAUCUUCGGCAUGUCCUUUGCCUGCCAGUCCCAGGUUCUGCCCACCUACGACAGCCUGGACGAGCCCUCGGUGAAAACCAUGAGCUCCAUAUUUGCCUCCUCCCUCAAUGUGGUCACCACCUUCUACGUCAUGGUGGGCUUCUUCGGCUACGUGAGCUUCGCCGAGGCCACCGCGGGCAACGUGCUGAUGCACUUCCCCUCCAACCUGGUGACCGAGAUGAUCCGAGUGGGCUUCAUGAUGUCGGUGGCAGUGGGCUUCCCCAUGAUGAUCCUGCCCUGCAGACAGGCCUUGAACACGCUGCUUUUUGAGCAGCAGCAAAAAGACGGGACCUUUGCCGCUGGCGGCUACAUGCCCCCUCUGCGGUUUAAAGCGCUCACUCUCUCGAUUGUGUUUGGAACCAUGGUUGGUGGAAUCCUGAUCCCAAAUGUGGAGACGAUCCUGGGCCUCACGGGCGCGACGAUGGGAAGCCUCAUCUGCUUCAUCUGCCCGGCUCUGAUCUAUAAGAAAAUCCACAAGAACGCCCUUUCCUCCCAGGUGGUGCUGUGGGUCGGUGUGGGCAUCCUGGUGGUCAGCACAUACAUCACCCUGUCCGUGAAUGAGGAGACCCCCAUGGACUUGGCAAAGGAAGCCCCCGGCAACCCGCUUGGAGAGGCCGAGGGUGCCAUGAAGGUGGAGGUGGCCCGGCUCCCAGGCCAGAAUCCAGUUGUGGACGUAGCCGGGGAUGGCCGAGAGAAGCCGAAGCUGCCACGUGAGAAAGAUGAGAUGGAGCAGGCCCAGAUUAAAGGCCCCGUGAACGUGCCCCAGAGGGAAGACGCCGAGGAGAAGCAGGAGGAAGUGCAGCUGGAUCGGCCCGGGCAGGGCAUUGCGGUACCUAUGGGUGAGGCCCACCGCCACGAACCCCCCGUCCCUCAUGACAAGGUCAUGGUGGACGAAGGUCAAGACCAAGAAGGACCAGAGAAGGAACAUCCAUCCAAACACAUGAAUGAAAAGGCUCCUGGGGGCAAGGGUCAGAGGGAGCCUCCUUUGCCGGAUUCAGAAAGAGGGAGACCUGGACAGGACCAGGCCUUGGAGGCAGCAGGUGGUCUUCCUGAAGAUCCUCAGAAGGUUCCAGAAGAAAAUGGCCAGCCAGCUGUCGAGCCUGUGAAGAAGGAGCUGGGGCCAGGCGACAGGGGUGUGCACUUACAGCCCCAGGCGGUGCCCCCCGAGGAGCAGGAUACCCUGGUGGCAGUUGCCAGGGAGAGAGCAGACAGUCUCCCCCUGCCAGUCCAUGCCGCGGGGGCGAUGGGCCAGCCGGCAGAGAAGAACGAGCCUGGUGGGAAGGCUCCCCUCCCGGUGGGUGCCGGGCCGCAGGCAGAGCUGCGAGAGCAGAAGAACGUGGAGGGGCAGGUCGGAGAGCACGCUGGCAGCAAGUUGGAGGCUGAAAUCAAAAAGAUAGUGGCAGAAGCUGGCAGGGCGGAGAUGCUGGACCACGCCGUCCUGUUGCAAGUGAUAAAAGAGCAGCAGGUGCAGCAGAAGCGCCUGCUGGACCAGCAGGAGAAGCUGCUCGCAGUGAUCGAAGAGCAGCACAAGGAGAUCCACCAGCAGAGGCAGGACGGCGAGGAGGUAGAUGCACAGCCCGAGCCUGGGGUGGCUGCAGCCAGAGGUAAGGAGCAGGAGGCCCACGACGGAGGAAUGGUGGAGCAGCCCCCCUUGCGGCCUUUGGAACCAGUACUCGGAGCUCCUGGGCAUCCACCUGCUCCGCCCCAGGGGCACGGCCAGCGCUCUGUGGAGGAGCCCGAGGGGGCCGCAGGCAGAGCCCGAGCUGGUCCUCCCGGCGGUGGGGGCGCUGACAAGGAGCCCCAGGCAGCCCAGGCUGAGCUGAGGGAAGGUCGGCAGGGCGCUGUCCCCGAGGCGGCCGGUGCUGGUGUGCAGGAGCGGGUCCCCGUGCCAGACCCUGCCGGGGUGCCCAGGAGCCCAGGGGAGCGCAACGCUGGGGAAUCCCCCAGGCAGAGUCGGCACGCUUUUGGCGGAGGCUCCCACGAAAGGAAGAAGUCUGGAAAGGAGGCGGCAGCUGCUGGUGCUGACAGUCAAGCGGCAGAUGUGUUGGGGGCAGGGGCAGAGACUGGGGACCGUCACGUGAAGCCCCAACAAGUGGGCCAAGACCGGGGACCUGCAGGCCUGUCCAGCAGGUCAGGAGGAGCAGCCCCUCGGGCCCAGGCCGAGUUACGUCAGCCAGAGCACCGGGCUGUCUCUGCCGGGGGUCAGGGCGCACAGCAGGGCGGUCACGCAGAGGUGGGACAGAAGACCCUCGGCAGGGACCAUGUGCCUGCUCCCGGGGAGGAUACUGCUGUCCAAGAGCCUGAGCAGAGGCCAGACCCUGAGCUGGGGCCCAAGCCAGCCGUCCCCGGUGCUCAGAAGCCAGACAAUGCCAAACCCAACCGAGACCUGAAAGUCCAGGCUGGCUCCGAUCUUCGGCGGAGACGGCGGGAGGUGGCUCCUCUUGCAGAGGCAGGGCCAGCUUCGAAGGACAGGGUCAUCAUCAGCUUUAACCCCCUGCCUGAUGUGCAGGUCAGCGACCUCCGUAGUGCCCUGGAGAACCAGCUCCACCAGGCCGCAGGGGGUGCUUUGCGAGUGGUCCACAGCCGCCAGAUCAAACAGUUGCCCCUGGCCCUGGAGGAGCCCUGAGCGCCCACUGAUGGCCACCAUUCUCCUGGUCAGCUGGUCUCCCCUGGCAUGCCCAGGCCACCAGCAGACCUGGACCACGGUGGGCACCGAAUUCUGGAGGUCACGCUCCGUUGAAGCCUGAAAGAUGUUUAGCUGCAGCCUCGUUUUCCAGAAUGGUUUUUGCCAUCACUGUGGCACCUCUGUAACUCCCCCAGGUGACUGAGCUCACCACGGCCAGGAGGAGAAACGGCUGCUCUGAGACUCUGAGGAGAUGUGGCAUCUGUAGGGCCUUGAGGUCUGUGACCUGCCACCUACGCUCUCUCUGAGACAGGUGGGUCCCGUGCAGCUGGGGGAGUGGCUGCCGUCACUGAGCGGGAUCAUGUGAUUGAGGUGUCGGUGCCCUCAAGUGCGGGCACAGUCCCGGCACAUGGGCUGCUCUGAGGACCAGCCGUCCGGCCCCAAGUGUCCAGUUACUCCGAGUUUUAACUCUUUAUCUAAGGUUGUCUACAAGUGUGGUAGAAAACCUUAACAAACAUUCCCCCUCACUCUGCUCCGUACCCCAGGGGCGCGGGUGUCAGAAAGCUGCUGGCGCCUGCUCACCUCCACCUCUUCGUGGUCUGCUCCACUCGCCACAUGCUCCGUGGGUCCCAGUCACGUUAUUGAGAUUAAAAAAAAUACCACCACUGA